Xyrauchen texanus (razorback sucker) is the source of this 2539-nucleotide messenger RNA. RefSeq names its product neuronal acetylcholine receptor subunit alpha-7. The record is from RefSeq and is a predicted model, not a curated record. The transcript has 6 exons. Gene Ontology annotation, biological process: nervous system process; chemical synaptic transmission; regulation of membrane potential. Gene Ontology annotation, cellular component: synapse; neuron projection; postsynaptic membrane. The coding region runs from base 872 to 1900 and encodes 342 amino acids. Gene Ontology annotation, molecular function: acetylcholine-gated monoatomic cation-selective channel activity; transmembrane signaling receptor activity. Lineage: Eukaryota; Metazoa; Chordata; Actinopteri; Cypriniformes; Catostomidae.
GAAGAGAAACUGAGGAUCUGCCAUUAGAGGAAACAAGAACAACAACAAAAUGAUGGAGAAGGAUAUGUUCUUCGACUACUGCUUAACAGUACAGCCAAACAUAUUGGUGCAUAUUGCCACCUAGUGGACUCGGUCAACCUUGCGCAACCUCCGCGGACGUCCGCGCACAGUGUCCGCAUGCAGCUAGAUAAUUCCGUCACGCGGACUGUGCGUGGACCAUCGCGGAACGCGGACAGGCAAAGUAUUCUUUGGGCUUUAGGGUUGGGAUUUGGGUGUUUUAUUAAAGCUGAAGUAAUUUCCGCAACACUAGCGCCACCGAACGAAAUGGCAAAAAUAGACAAUGUUCUCAAAACAGCUUUCUGAAUACGCCUUUCGUCUGCUGUUGUUCAAACAGUCAGAUAGUCCCACCCCCCAGCUCACGCCAUUGGUUGAGUAAUGUUGUUGGGGGCGUUAAAAACAAACCAGAAUUUUUAUAGCACCCCAGAGACACAGUGUUUACAGUUUUCAAGACAAUUAAACAAUGAGUGGCUUAGUUAUAGUUGCCUGCAUAUUAAGGUAUAGGAGAAUGUAUUUUAACACAGAAAAAUAACAUUUCAGCUUUAAUAAAAUAUGCAUUCCUGUUGACUUUGUUACUUUAUUUACAACUCGCUUUUGGCGCCCCUCUGUGGACAUUUCACCCGGAAACCAGAGCUCACACGUGCCUAUACGUUCAACAACACUUCCAGCUCCGGCCACUGGGGGCAGCGAUUCAAUUUUCGGUAUCUUUAAGAGCACAUGCUACAUCGACGUGCGCUGGUUUCCAUUUGACGUUCAGCGGUGUGAUCUGAAGUUCGGAUCGUGGACGUAUGGCGGAUGGUCUCUCGAUCUGCAAAUGAUGGAGGCGGAUAUUACCGGAUACAUCGCUAAUGGCGAAUGGGACCUAGUGGAGGUUCCAGGCAGAAGGAAUGAGAAGUUCUAUGACUGCUGUAAGGAGCCGUACCCUGACGUGACCUUUACCGUGGUAAUGAGAAGGAGAACACUGUAUUACGGGUUAAAUCUUCUCAUCCCGUGUGUUCUCAUCUCAACUCUCGCCCUGCUGGUGUUCCUGCUGCCCGCAGACUCUGGAGAGAAGAUCUCACUUGGAAUCACUGUAUUGCUGUCACUCACCGUCUUCAUGCUUCUGGUGGCGGAGAUCAUGCCCGCCACGUCUGAUUCAGUGCCUCUGAUUGCUCAAUAUUUUGCGACCACCAUGAUGAUCGUGGGUCUGUCAGUUAUCGCCACAGUUCUGGUGUUGCAGUAUCAUUAUCACGACACUGACGGAGGAAAGAUGCCGAGAUGGACCCGUGUUGUCCUUCUCAACUGGUGCGCGUGGUUCCUCCGUAUGCGACGGCCUGGUGAGGAACGGAUCCAACUCGCCUGUCAUAAUAAAAACCCUCGCCAUGGCAGCGUGUCCAGCAUAGAGCUCUCUGUCAGCCAGGGGGCGCUGCAGCCCACCAGCGGCAACAUGCUCUACAUCGGGUUAAGAGGUAUGGAGGGCGUCCACUACACGUCCCCGCACGACUCAGGUGUGCUCUGCGGGCGACUGAUGGGUUCCAGUGAGGAGGAUGUGUUGUUGCCAGGGACGACGGUGCCAUCGCUAGGGGGCGGGGCUGGGAUUGGGUGCAGGGCUAGUGGAAGCAUUGUGGGUGGAGCUCUGGAACUGGAACUGGCCAAAAUUUUAGAGGAAGUAAGGUACAUCGCCAAAAGAUUUCGCAACCUGGACGAGGACGAGAGCGUGUGCAACGAAUGGAAGUUCGCCGCGGCGGUAAUCGAUCGUUUGUGUCUCAUGGCAUUCUCCAUUUUCACAAUCCUUUGCACUAUUGGGAUCCUAAUGUCUGCGCCGAACUUUGUGGAAGCCAUCUCCAAAGAUUUCUUCACCUGAAGAUAAAUGGACCAACAGUACCAUGAGGACUUCGUUAUUUUAUAUUUCUUUGUAAAUUGUGCAACAACAAGCAAGCAGCUGUCAUCUUGCGCUUACAAUGGGUGUGCUAUAUAGAGUAUUACGUAGGGCUGGGCGAUAUAUUGAAUAUUUGCUAUAUAUUUUCACUGAUUUUGAUGGUGAAAUAAAAUGAAGAAACAUUAAGCAACAUUCUGAAUAUUGCAAUGCAUUUAAUGCACUUUUAUUUGGCCAUUUUGUUUCCUGAAGAUUGUUUUUUAUUUUUUGUUUAUAUCUAUUUUCUUUACAUUUAUCCCCUUUUCUCCCAAUGUUGGAACGCCCAAUUCCCACUACUCAGUAGGUCCUCGUGGUGGCGUGGUUACUCGCCUCAAUCCGGGUGGCGGAGGACGAGUCUCAGUUGCCUCCGCUUCUGAGACCGUCAAUCCGCGCAUCUUAUCACGUGACUCGUUGUGUAUGACACCGCGGAGACUCACAGCAUGUGGAGACUCAUGCUACUCUCCACGAUCCACACACAACUCACCACACGCCCCAUUGAGAGAACCACUAAUCACCACCACGAGGAGGUUACCCCAUGUGACUCUACCCUCCUUAGCAACCGGGACAAUUUGGUUGCUAAGGAGACCU